This is a messenger RNA of Zophobas morio, 3228 nucleotides long. RefSeq names its product ubiquitin carboxyl-terminal hydrolase 2-like. NCBI's taxonomy places the organism in Eukaryota, Metazoa, Arthropoda, Insecta, Coleoptera, Tenebrionidae. Gene Ontology annotation, molecular function: cysteine-type deubiquitinase activity. Gene Ontology annotation, cellular component: cytoplasm. Gene Ontology annotation, biological process: protein deubiquitination. Bases 359 to 2680 code for a protein of 773 amino acids. The transcript has 9 exons. The record is from RefSeq and is a predicted model, not a curated record.
UCGUCCGUAUGAGCCAUAUGCCGGUGACGUCACCGCAAGAUGGCCGCCACCCAAAAUGGUCGAUUCGUCCUCUUUUUUAAUUUUUUAACUCGAAUUUGAGAUUAUUUUCGAAAAGUGGUGCCGGUGCCGUCUUCGAAAUUACGUUCGCGCGCGUUUCCGUUUCCGUGUGCUGCGUUCCCGCCGAUUUUUUCCGUUCCUGGUCCGAAGGUGCCCCAAAAGGAUUUCGCCCCCUUGGAAAGCGCCGAUCUGUACACUAGGUAGCUAGGGUCUAAAAAUAAAUACAGACUAAAUGAGUGCUUAUUUUGAAUGUUAUCGGCGGGUUGAGUGAUAAGAAGUUGUGAUAAGACGAUCAGGGAAAAUGCCAGUUUUAUCUCCUCGACAGAGCAGUGCUUCUGCUUUGACCGGAUCGUACAGGUCCACGUUCAGUUCAUCUACCAUUGACAGGCCUUACUUCAGUUCAACGAGCUACAGUCCGAGAAUUACGAGCUUUAGUGAGAGAUACACCACUAGGACCUAUUCGGAUUCAGAUGGAAGGCGCAUCUUCUCGAGACCACUGCUUCUGUCAGAUUACAGCAGUCCAACGUUGCCGGUUGUACUUUCAAGAACCGGCAGCAUAACCGAGGACGGCAUCACCACCCGCUUCCGCGACGAGGCCCGCGAGUCCUCCAUCUCCCGCCGCGACUCCCUCUCCCGCGACUCCGGCAUAAGCUCCAUCCGCGAAAACUCCAUAUCGGAUUUCUCCCGCCGCGACGGUUCCGUCUCCCGCGAGAACUCCCGCCUCUCCGCCAUCAACGUCCUCGACUCCGUCGCCGAGCUGCGCAGCAAGUACUCGCCGGCGAACUACGUGCCGUCGUGCCUCCGCGAACGCAACGAGAACAUCUCCAGGUCGAAGUCGAUAAACGACAUCGGCCUGCCGCCGAUCGAGCCCAAGCUCGGCCCGAAGAAGAAGGUAAAUGACAGUUUGAAUUACAAUAACAGCCUUGGUGUGAGCCCUAACCCUACUAACGAUAACAUGAAAAUAAGCGACGAGGACGAUAACGGCAACCGCGCCUCCGUGGCCGACCUGCGCAAGAAGUUCGACGAGAAGCCGUCGCGCGCCGCCCGCUCGCCGCCGAUCGAGAUCGAGGGGGCGGCGAAGAUCUCCGAGAACCGGUUCAAGAAGCAGGACAAGAAGAAGAAGGAGCGCAGGGAGUCGAGCGGGCGUCUGUCGGACGCGUCGAAUUGUGACAGUUCGGCGACUUCAAAAUUGGACGUGAACGAAUCGGUCAAGAAUGGGCUCAAGCAGGAGGACGACGAAAACGGAGAAGUGAGGAAGAGCACGAGGGUGAACAAUUUCGCGUCGUACAUACCGGCGAAGGACUACCAGAAGGGGGAGGUGAAGAACGGCGGGGACGACCUGGUCAACGGAGAGACGGAGCAAGGGGACGAGAGCAGCACGGACCUAAUCGGAAGGAAGUUCGCUGAAAUCUCCACGUCGCCGAAACUCAGCACCACCUCGAACCGAUCGGUGAUCUCGCCUUCCACUUCCACCCUAAACUCCUCCACCAGUUCGACGACCAGUCCGUCUAGGCGAUCCUCCGAGCGCGAGAGGAUCUACAACGAUGAAAGCAACUCCUACGACAAAUACUCGAGCCCGGUGAAGACGCAGGGUCUGAACGGCCUCAAGAACAUCGGCAACACAUGUUUCAUGAAUUCCGUCAUCCAGUGCCUCUCGAACACCAAGCUCCUGCUCGAAUACCUCCUGCAGGACCACUACGUGGGCGACAUCAACACGUCGACGUCCGGCAUGAAGGGCGCCCUGAUCAAGUCCUUCGUCGAGGUGAUCAAGAAGCUGUGGUCGCAGGACGCCUCGGACAGGGUGGUGAACACGACGAGCCUGAAGAGCCAGAUACAGAGGUUCGCGCCGAGGUUCAUCGGGUACGCGCAGCAGGACGCGCAGGAGUUCUUGAGGUACUUGCUGGAGGGGUUGCACGAGGACGUCAACAGGGUGAAGGAGAAGCCGAAGCCGAUCUUGACGGAGAUUGACGAGAAAUUGAGUGACAGCGAAAAAUCUUCCGAGUCAUGGAACCGUUACCUACGCAUGGACAAUUCGAAGAUCGUCGACUACUUCGUAGGACAGUUAAAAUCCACACUAAAAUGCACCCACUGUGGGCACUGUUCAGUUACCUUCGACCCAUUCUGGGACUUAUCUUUACCCAUACCGCAAAGGGCCGGGCAAGUGAGACUAGCACAAUGCCUUGAUUCCUUCACCAGAGAAGAAACUUUGGAUGGGGAUGAAAAACCAACGUGUUCUAAAUGUAAAGAAAGAAGGAAAUGCACCAAGUCUUUCACUAUUCAGAAGUUCCCCAAGAUUUUAGUAAUACAUUUGAAACGGUUCUCAUUGGCGGAGAGGUUUAGAGGUAAGCUCAGCGUAACCGUUGAUUUUCCAUUGGAGGGGCUCGACAUGAGUCACUACGCCGCCGAUAAUGUCACUCCCUGUCGCUAUAAUUUGUACGCCAUCUCUAACCACAGUGGGACAACGUAUAGUGGCCAUUAUACGGCGUACUGUCGUCAUCCGUACAACAAGGCCUGGCAUGAAUAUAACGAUUCAAGGGUGUCGUCGAUAUCUCCGAAAUCGAUCGUGAGUGGAGAAGCCUACGUUCUUUUCUACGAGCAAGAGGGACAAAAAUCGCAUCUAUGAAACAGAGCGACUAGUUUUUAUUGGAAUUAUUUAUUAUCAUCCCUAACCCCAGUUUUAAUUAUUUUGCCUCACCCUCUAUAUAUUGUAUAUUAAUUUUACACUUUGUUGAUGAGAACAAUACCAUACAUUUUUUUGUUGUUUUUAUUAAUUUUAUUGAAUGUAUACCGCGUGAAUUUUAUUUAUUUAAGAAAGUGUGGGAAGAGUUUCCAGUGGUUGUAUUUAUCUAGUCCUGUUUAUUUAGUAACUUGAAUUUAUUUUUUAGUCUUUUUUUUGUUUGUUUAAAUUUUAGUGAUAGUUACUAUUACCAUGUACUUAUUUAUUAAAAAUUGUUGAUAUUAUAAGUCCGAGAAGUCACUAUUUUUGUCAUUAGGUCACUGAUUUGUUCUACCUCUGAAGCAGAACUUGUGCUUUUUUUAGUCUAGUAGAAUUUAUAAAUCGUUACCAAUUAUAGAAAAAUCAGCACUUGUAUAAAAAUGAAGUGAGAAGUACUCGGAAAAAGCUUUAUAAAUUGUUCAAAGCACUAACUUAUAAUAAACUGUUUGCAAAAA